AUGUCAUCUGAACUAGAUUUACUCAGACAAGAAAAUGCCAAACUUGUGGCCGAGAAUGCUGAGCUUAAGCACAAAAACUCAAACCCGAAACAGAUUAUAUCUCCAGUUUGUUCAUUAUUGCCAAUAACAUCCCAAUCAUCUUCCCCGUCACCUAUCGAGGACCACUCUGAUAAGGAAUAUAGCAUCC
Messenger RNA from Paraglomus occultum, 187 nucleotides. The record is from the annotation of a GenBank genome assembly. NCBI's taxonomy places the organism in Eukaryota, Fungi, Glomeromycota, Glomeromycetes, Paraglomerales, Paraglomeraceae.